Molecule: messenger RNA, 266 nt
Organism: Paramecium octaurelia
Lineage: Eukaryota; Ciliophora; Oligohymenophorea; Peniculida; Parameciidae
Source: the annotation of a GenBank genome assembly
UAAUAAGUAAAAUUCGAUACAGUGGAAUCACAUUAAAUAAGCAUAUGAGGUGGCUAAUUUGUGUUAAAAUUUAACAACAAUUAACUCUUCAAAAAUUACCUUAAUAUUAUCAUGCAUACAAAGAUUUGAAAACAUUGUUAUUGCAAAAAUUUUUUUCAUAGAUGUCAACAUAUUUGCUAGAAAACAAUAAUAGCGACAAGGAUAUCAUCGAGGUCGAUAACUGUUGCUUAUUUAUCCAAGAGAAACUUUGAAGUCAACAAAUGAAA